Messenger RNA from Cuscuta epithymum, 1863 nucleotides. NCBI's taxonomy places the organism in Eukaryota, Viridiplantae, Streptophyta, Magnoliopsida, Solanales, Convolvulaceae. The record is from the annotation of a GenBank genome assembly.
UAAUAACAACAAAAAUAAUACUCAUUCAUUUAUGAGAUAUGAAAGAAAUAGAACAAGACUUAGUGAAGGAGCAAUAAUAAAAGGAAAAGUUCACAUCAAUAAUCCAACCUAUUUACGUUCUUCUAAUAUUAAUCCGACAUAUGUAUAAUUCCAUAAUAAUCUCAACUUAACAAGCAUCCUUCCCAAAAUGCUUCGAGGUGACUGGGAACUUGUUUAACCGGUAAAACCGUUUAUCCAUCUCACUUGAUGGCUUCAUGGCUUUGCCUGCUCCUUCCAUCUCAUCUCCUCUUAUCUUUUCCCUAGUCUUCUUCUCCGAAUGUUCCCCUCUCGAGUCUUUUGCACAACCGUAUGUUUGGAUGGAAAAUUUUGGCUCUCUUAAUUCAAAGAAUAAGAAGCCUAUGAGGAGGACGGUGAGGAAGUUGUGUAAGUAAAACAGCCUGCAGCCAACCUAAAAGAGGCGAAGAGAGGGCCGGCAAACAAAUAUUGUUCUCUUCUCUUCGUGGGUCUAAAGUAGUAACCAACCAGGCCACUUCUCACGAAGCAAUGGGAUCCAUGCCAGAGGGGCGAAAAUGUGUGACUUGCAUCGGCGAGCCGAUUGAGGAAUCGAACCGGACCAAGCUGGGGAAACAUUCGAGGGUGUUAUCUAGUUUGCUUAGUCCUUUGGAAGUUAAGCAAAUAAUGAGAGCUGAGAAAGAAUGCUUAGCGAAUCAACUUAGGCCGAGUCAGGUGAUUGUGAAUGGAUAUCCUUUGAAGACAGAAGAGAUGGAAGAUCUGUUUGGUUGCCCUUUACCUCCUCAGAAGUUAAGACCUGGGAAGUAUUGGUAUGACAAAGAAUCUGGUCUUUGGGGAAAGGAGGGACAAAAGCCAAAGACUAUUGUGAGUUCAAAUCUAAAUUUUACCGGAAAGCUUAGUCCUCAUGCAAGCAAUGGAAACACACAGGUCUACAUUAAUGGCCGUGAAAUAACAAAAGUUGAACGCAAAGUAAUGAAGCUUGCAAAUGUUCAAUGUCCUCGUGACACUCGCUUUUGGGUAUAUGAUGAUGGCCGUUAUGAGGAAGAAGGACAAAAUAAUAUCAGAGGAAAUAUAUGGAAAAAAGCAUCGACACGGCUAUUCUGCUCCUUGUUUUCCUUGCCUGUACCUCAUGCUCAGCCACGUAUCCAUAGAGAUUCCCCUAGCAAUUACAGUAUUGCCCCUAACUUUGUGGAGCGCAGAAGAGUUCAGAAGUUGCUUCUACUUGGACAGGAAGGCUCUGGAACUAGCACCAUUUUCAAACAGGCCAAAGUAUUGUAUGGGAACAAAUUCACUGUAGAAGAGCUACUAGACAUUAAGCUUAUGAUUCAAUGCAACAUCUACAAGUAUCUAAGCAUUCUACUUGAUGGACGGGAGCAAUUUGAGGAGGAGGCCUUGUUCGAUAUGAAGGCACAAGGUGGUGAAGGUAAUCAGUGUGUGUAUUCGCUGAACCCAAUGUUGAAGCAAUUUUCUGAUUGGCUAUUAGAUAUAAUAUCCACCGGAGAUUUAGAUGCAUUUUUCCCAGCAGCAGCUCGAGAAUAUGCUCCUCUAGUUGAGGAGGUGUGGAAUUAUCCUGCUGUGCAGGCAACAUACAAGAGAAAAGAUGAACUUCUCUUCCUUCCAGAUGUGGCGGGUUACUUCUUAAGCAAGGCAGUAGAGGUAUCAAGCACCGAGUAUGAACCAUCAGAGCAAGACAUACUUUACGCAGAAGGGUCGAACGGUUUGUCCUUCACAGAGUUCUCCAUGUAUGACCAUAGCCCAAUGUCUGGAACCUCCUAUGCAGCCGAGAACAAUUCAGAAGGCCCUCCCCUGCCUCUCACAAGGUAUCAACUAAUAAGGGUCAAUGGGAGGGGU